This is a messenger RNA of Onychomys torridus (southern grasshopper mouse), 805 nucleotides long. RefSeq names its product granzyme E-like. NCBI's taxonomy places the organism in Eukaryota, Metazoa, Chordata, Mammalia, Rodentia, Cricetidae. The coding region runs from base 50 to 796 and encodes 248 amino acids. Gene Ontology annotation, molecular function: serine-type endopeptidase activity. The transcript has 5 exons. The record is from RefSeq and is a predicted model, not a curated record. Gene Ontology annotation, cellular component: cytoplasm; intracellular membrane-bounded organelle. Gene Ontology annotation, biological process: proteolysis.
GGACGGUGUCUACUCUGCUCUCCUCCAACCCGAGGAUCAUCCUGGGAAGAUGCCACCAAUCCUGAUUCUCCUGACCUUUCUUCUGACGCUUGGAGCUGGUGGAGAGGAGAUCAUCGGGGGACAUGAGGUCAAGCCCCACUCCCGCCCCUACAUGACAUUUAUUAGGUAUGUGGAUGCCAAUGGGACUAGGAAACGCUGCGGAGGCUUCCUGGUGAAAGACAAUUUCGUGCUGACAGCAGCUCACUGCCUGGGAAGCUCAAUGAAAGUCACUCUGGGGGCCCACAACAUCAAGGCAAAGGAGGACACCCAGCAGAUCAUCCCUGUGGCAAAAGCCAUCCCACACCCAGACUAUAAUCCUGUGGAUUGGUCCAAUGACAUCAUGCUCUUGAAGCUAGAGAUGAGGGCCAAGAGGACUAAUGCUGUGAGGCCACUCAGGCUGCCCAAGGCCAAUGCCCAGUUGAAGCCAGGGUAUGUGUGCCGCCUGCCUGGCUGGGGGAGAAAGUCUCUUCAUGCCCCUAAAGGAACGGAUCUCUUGCAAGAGGCAGAAUUAUCCGUACAGGAUGACCAGAAAUGCAAACACCUCUUCCGCCACUACAUCAAGACCAAACAGAUUUGUGCUGAUGACCCAAAGGAAAAACAGGCUGCUUUCAAGGGUGACUCUGGGGGACCCCUCGUGUGUGACAACAGAGCUUAUGGAGUUUUAGCCUAUGGAAAAACCAAGAGCAUCGCUCCAGGAAUCUUCACGAAGGUUGUGUCCUUCCUCCCAUGGAUAAGAAGCAGCAUGAAGUCCUUCUAACAGGUGGUA